This is a messenger RNA of Acanthochromis polyacanthus (spiny chromis), 3384 nucleotides long. RefSeq names its product citrate synthase (gene cs). The record is from RefSeq and is a predicted model, not a curated record. Gene Ontology annotation, biological process: carbohydrate metabolic process; tricarboxylic acid cycle; citrate metabolic process. The transcript is spliced from 11 exons. NCBI's taxonomy places the organism in Eukaryota, Metazoa, Chordata, Actinopteri, Pomacentridae. The coding region runs from base 130 to 1539 and encodes 469 amino acids. Gene Ontology annotation, cellular component: mitochondrial matrix.
CGUCAUUGCCUGAAUCCCUCUUCAACCUUCUGCUUUCUGGAGGGGCACCUUCAACCAGCUCCGUGGUGUAUUGGCAGCGGCUUCCUUAGUUCGAAAGAAUAAGUGAAAUAACACUUAAACACAGACGCAAUGUCGUUUCUAACUGUCAGCAGGCUAGUACCCAAACUCCUCAAUUCAAAGAAUGCCGCUUACUUCUUGGUGGCUGCUAGAAAUGCCAGCGCGUCAUCAACAAGUUUGAAGGAUGUCCUGGCAGACCUCAUCCCUAAAGAACAGAGCAGGGUCAAGAACUUCAAACAACAGUAUGGAAAAACCAACAUAGGACAGAUUACUGUUGAUAUGGUCUAUGGAGGUAUGAGGGGGAUGAAGGGUCUGGUGUAUGAAACCUCUGUGUUGGAUCCUGAUGAGGGCAUCCGCUUCAGAGGCUACAGUAUUCCAGAAUGUCAGAAGUUGCUGCCUAAAGCUCCAGGAGGUGACGAGCCACUCCCUGAAGGCCUCUUCUGGCUUCUGGUCACAGGACAGGUCCCCACUGAGGAGCAGGUGAACUGGGUGUCCAAAGAGUGGGCAAAGAGAGCAGCUCUUCCCUCUCACGUUGUCACCAUGUUGGACAAUUUCCCCACAAACCUGCACCCCAUGUCUCAGUUCAGUGCUGCGAUCACAGCUCUGAACAGUGAGAGCAGCUUUGCACGGGCCUACUCUGAGGGAGUCCACAAGUCCAAGUACUGGGAGUUUGUCUAUGAAGACUCCAUGAACUUGAUUGCAAAGCUUCCUUGCAUUGCCGCCAAGAUCUACCGCAACCUGUACCGCGAAGGCAGCAGUAUCGGAGCCAUCGACUCCAACCUGGACUGGUCCCACAACUUCACCAACAUGCUGGGCUACAGCGACACCCAGUUCACUGAGCUAAUGAGGCUCUACCUCACCAUCCACAGUGAUCAUGAAGGAGGCAACGUCAGUGCCCACACCAGCCACCUAGUGGGGAGCGCCCUGUCUGACCCCUACCUGUCCUUCAGCGCUGCUAUGAACGGUCUGGCUGGUCCCCUGCACGGCCUGGCCAAUCAGGAGGUGCUGGUGUGGCUUACUGCCCUGCAGAAGGAGUUGGGAGGAGAAGUGUCUGAUGAGAGGAUGAGGGAUUAUAUCUGGAACACACUCAAGUCUGGAAGGGUUGUGCCAGGCUACGGCCAUGCUGUCCUGAGGAAGACUGACCCACGUUACACCUGCCAGCGUGAGUUUGCCCUUAAACACCUGCCCAACGACCCCAUGUUCAAGUUGGUCGCCCAGCUUUACAAGAUCGUACCCAACGUGCUCCUGGAGCAGGGUAAGGCCAAGAACCCCUGGCCCAACGUGGACGCUCACAGCGGAGUGCUUCUGCAGUACUACGGCAUGACCGAGAUGAAUUACUACACUGUGCUCUUCGGUGUGUCCCGUGCUCUCGGCGUGCUGGCUCAGCAGGUGUGGAGUAGAGCCCUGGGCUUCCCCUUGGAGCGCCCCAAGUCCAUGAGCACAGAUGGACUGAUGUCUUUGGUUGGAGUCAAGUCGGGCUGAAGCACCUGAAAGGCGCUGGGGGUUAGUGUUUAGGGAGGUAGGAGGUGGAAGUAUCAAAAGGCAGACAUAAGUUGACCCCCUGUCAUUUCCAACCCCAGGGAUUUAAUGGGAUUCAAAGAGACAGUACGCUUUUAAUGUCAUUUCACAAAAGAAGGGCCUUUUAAAUUGUCACACAAUUAGUGUUUAAGUGUGUUUAGUUAACCACUGACAUGUUUUCCCUUCCUGUCUCCAUAUUUGGAGCACAGAAGGUGCAAACUUCAGACACACAUACUUUAACCCAAAGUAGGCUGUAUCACUGAAAGUUGCUAGCAUCGCUAAGAUUUCCCCCCCAUCAGUGCCUGCGUUGAUCUGGACUAUGAAUAGGCAGUGGCAUUCAAAGGGAAUUGUGGGAGUGAACGACACUUCCUUUGUAUUCGUCUAGAGAUCUACAGUUAAAAAUAGCCUGGCUCAACCUUUGCUGCUUUUGGCUAAUGCAGUGAUUUGUUUUAGCAGACGUCCCCCAAUCAAAAGACCUUUUCGUCAAAUAAGACUCGGCUUAUUUUUUCUUCUAUGCAACGUUGUCGCCCCACCCAGUUGAUCCAUGCAUUUCACUCCCACUAAUGAACACUCCAGUUUAGGAAAACGAAAGGUCCUCACCAGUAAAACUACUAGCAAGCCUAUUACGAAAAAUAUUCAAAUAUAUGAGAAUCAGUUAAAAGAUACUGCCCCUUUAAAUCUUUUGUCUCCUCAUUGUUCCUCAACUUGCAGUUUUUUCCUUUUAAAAUGGCCUGUAUUACCUCUAUGAUCAAAAUAACUCAUGUUUUAUAGAAAUUCAGUUCUCCUGUCUUUAUUUUUUCCUCAGAAGGCUUUCCUAUUUUUAACGGGUCUCUCUGCUUGAAGAGUUUGGUAUGGUGAUGGUAGAGAAUCAAUAAUAAUGUACAGUAACACAGAUUUAAGCAGAGAGUGUUGUAAUUGGCAGCCUGUAGAGAAUCCUUAAGAGCAAGCUUGAAUAAAAAAGUGGGAUAAGGGGGCUUUGUACUCGUUGAAGUCCUGUCUUAUUUGAGUGUGUGUUUGUUAUUUUAUCCCCACAGGAGAGCGCUUUAAACAUCAACUACUCCAAAAUGAGCACUUGCUUGAUUGGAUUUCCUAAUUUGUAGCAGUAGACACCCUCCCAGGCUGAUUGUGACCGUUUUACGGAGUUUUUUUUUUUUGGUGUUGAAUGUGUAUGAUCUUUUGGUUCUCAUUAUGUGGUUUUAUUUAUACUUUGUGUACAUAGGUAUAUAUAUGUAUAGCUUGAAUGUAUGAGCUCUGUACGAUCACUUGCUUGUAAUAACCACGAUGAGUACCACAGUUUACCAACGGUGUAGUCGUGUCCAGUCUCGCUUAGUGUCACUGGUCACUGUGAAAUUCUGACAACGAACAAAGAGGAAAAAACUGCAGCUAUCUUGUAUAUACACAGUUCCAUGCCUCGGUCUGUGGGCUUCGCUGGUGCUGUUUUUCAGGUGUUUCACUUGAAAUUUUCAAGCUUGCUCUUAAGUGCUGGCUUUGUCAACACUCCAUUUUUGUGUAGUUUAAGUUCUUGCUUCUUUUUUUUUUUCUUCUCUCAAUCGAUACUCUUGCCGUGUUAGUCAGUAGUUUGCUUUCUGCUAUCGUCUUCCUUCUGGCUUUAGCGGGCGUGUUCUUUCAUGUGGCGGAUCGUUGGAACAGAUGUGGUUAUUUUGAUCGUAGAGGAACAUAAAGGUUGAUAGCUGGGAUGGAUUAAUAAGAGAAACGCUUUGGGAAUAUUGGUGGAUGGGUCAAAUGGGCAAGAAGAGCAACUGUUGGAAAACCUAAAAAAAAUGAAAUUAAAGGUUUUUAUUAACACUU